CACAUCUAAAUUGGAAGUGGUUACACAGACUAGACAGAAGGCGCCUCUUGUCAUGUCGAGAGACUGUUUUUAAAAAAAGGAAAUUAUUUAUUUUUUUUUGUGAAAGUUUGAAAAAUAAAAGUGUAAAUUUAUUUUUAUAUAUAUAUUUUUUUUAUCUGUGAUUAAGUGUUUGAAAAAAAUGCCACGAUUUCAUAAAAUUGAGAUCAAUAGAACGGAAUGGGAAGUUCCAGAACGAUAUCAAAUGCUUACCCCGGUGGGAUCUGGUGCUUAUGGACAAGUUUGUUCUGCAGUAGAUGUUACAACUGGUCAAAAAGUAGCUAUAAAAAAAUUAGCACGUCCUUUUCAAUCUGCAGUUCAUGCUAAGCGAACUUAUAGAGAAUUGCGAAUGCUCAAACACAUGAAUCACGAAAAUGUAAUUGGAUUAUUAGACGUAUUUCAUCCGUCAACGUCUCUUGAAGACUUUCAACAAGUGUACUUAGUAACGCAUUUAAUGGGCGCUGAUCUUAAUAAUAUUGUCAGAACACAAAGGCUUUCAGACGAUCAUGUGCAAUUUCUUGUCUACCAAAUUCUUCGCGGUUUAAAAUAUAUUCAUUCGGCAGGAAUUAUUCAUAGAGACCUGAAACCGUCCAAUAUAGCAGUUAAUGAAGAUUGUGAAUUAAAAAUAUUGGAUUUUGGCCUCGCGAGACCAACUGAAAAUGAAAUGACUGGUUACGUUGCAACAAGAUGGUACAGAGCACCAGAAAUUAUGUUGAAUUGGAUGCAUUAUAAUCAAACAGUUGAUAUUUGGUCUGUGGGUUGUAUAAUGGCUGAACUUUUGACAGGAAGGACAUUAUUUCCUGGAACAGAUCACAUUGACCAUUUAACACGUGUUCUCGUGCUCUGUGGAACUCCCACAGAAGAAACUUUAAGCAAAGUUACCAGCCAAGAGGCGAGAAAUUAUAUUCAAAGUUUACCACUUUUGAAGAAAAAGAAUUUCAAAGAUGUUUUUCGUGGUGCCAAUCCUCUAGCAAUUGAGUUAUUGGAAUUAAUGUUAGAAUUGGAUGCUGAAAAGAGAAUUACAGCUGAACAAGCAUUGGCUCAUUCUUAUCUUGCACAAUAUGCUGAUCCAACAGACGAGCCUGUUUCACUUGCUUAUGAUCAGAGUUUUGAAGAUAUGGAUUUACCUGUGGAAAAAUGGAAAGAACUUGUCUACCACGAAGUAGUAAAUUUUGUACCGCAACAAUUACCCGUACCACCAACAAGUGAUACAACAUCAUAAAAGUACAAAAAAAAAGUCAAUAUUACAAAUUUUUGUUUGUAAAAGGCAAAAAAUUGAUAAAUAGCAAUAUUGCUAUAUAAAAAAAAACUACCACUGUACAUAAGUUACAAAUAACUUUAAAAAUAAGGUGAAAAUACGUAUAUUUAUAUAUAUGAGCUUAUAUUUUCUUAAAAAUGCAAAGAAUUCUAUUUUAAUUACUUAAAAAGUGACACAAUAACAGUGUAAUAGCAGCAUUUUUUUUUUUUUUUUUUUUUAAAUUAAUGUUCCUUGAAAAAUGUGAUUUUGUACUGUGUACAUAGUUCAGUUUAAUGCCAUAUAUAUUUAAAGGAACUCAAUUAUGUACUGAAAUAUACAUAAAAAAAAAAAAUUAUAUAGAGCAGGAUUUUAUAAAGUUAAAAUAAUUGCAUCAAAAAAUUAUAUAUUUUUUUUUCAUAUUUUAUCAAAUUUUUUUCUCUUGUUGUUAUUGUUAUUAAAUAAUUGUCCAUUUAUUAUUUGUUUGGUUAAUAUAUGUAGCAAAUCAAGACAUCACAAUAUAAUUUAUAUAAUUAUUAUUGUUACAAAAAAAAAGAAUAAUAAUUAACUUAUUUCGGCUAUAAUAGUAU
Leptopilina boulardi is the source of this 1860-nucleotide messenger RNA. Its product is annotated as mitogen-activated protein kinase p38b-like. The coding region runs from base 179 to 1258 and encodes 359 amino acids. NCBI's taxonomy places the organism in Eukaryota, Metazoa, Arthropoda, Insecta, Hymenoptera, Figitidae. The transcript is spliced from 10 exons. The record is from RefSeq and is a predicted model, not a curated record. Gene Ontology annotation, cellular component: cytoplasm; nucleus. Gene Ontology annotation, biological process: protein phosphorylation; intracellular signal transduction. Gene Ontology annotation, molecular function: MAP kinase activity; ATP binding.